Cuscuta epithymum is the source of this 2596-nucleotide messenger RNA. NCBI's taxonomy places the organism in Eukaryota, Viridiplantae, Streptophyta, Magnoliopsida, Solanales, Convolvulaceae. The record is from the annotation of a GenBank genome assembly.
GAAUGUCUGAUCAGAAAAUUGUCACUCCCAAGUCCUUCAACCCCUUCUCUUCACCUCGUCCAUGGCCGAUCACGAUCACAGUGAUGAACACCACCACCACCAUCACCGCCCACACCGCCUAUCACUCCCACCGCGCACCACCGAUGCCACCAGUACUGUAAGAACCCCCCUCUAUCCCCCUGCAACACCCAUCCCCACCCCCUCCAAAAACCGGGUCUCUGCUACUCCCUUCAAAUCUUUUUCUUCCACCACCAAGACUUCAUCCUUCUCCUUCCUUUUUCUUCUCCUCUUCUCCCUCCGUUCUCUCUACUCUCUUCUCCCUUUCCUCCGUUCCUCGCCGUCCUCUUUUUCUAUCUUCCCGUUCUCCUUCCUCGUCUCCCUCUUCUCGUUCCUUCUCACUCUGUUCUUUUCUAUCUUCACCUCAGCUUAUUCUUCUUCUGCUUCCUCUUCUAGAGACCCUUUCCGCCAAAAGCAUCGCCAGCCCAUUUUCGCCCUCACCUCGUUGACUCAAUCUCAACACAAGCUUCUUUUAGCCAAGUCCGUCCUUCAGGCUGUGAUAUUCCUUCUCAGAUUCCAAGCUCUCAGAUAUUGCGGCACCGCAGCAAUGAUUCUGGCGGAAUUAUCCGGAAAUGUGGCUGCGCGAUCCAUUGCGGGUGGAAGAAAAAAUCGAAAGUUUGCUGAUUUGAACAAGGUUGGAUCAUCUAAAAUUGGUGGAUUUAUAGCUUUGUUCUUAGGUCUACUCUUUUUAUCUGUAAGCUGGGACAGAAUCGAAUGUUUUCCUUUAUCUUCAGUGAAUGUUAGUAAGCUAGGAAGUUCUGUACUGGCUAGUGGGAAUUGUGUUAGGGUUUGGCCUAUGUUGCUCCCCUUCUUUUCCGGAUUUUUGGGAUGCUACGAAGGGAUUUCAAUGAACCCUGCAUCUAUAAGGGAAAUCGGGCAAAAACAGUUCUGUUUGGAGUGCUUUUGAGUGAGAACAGCGCAGAUGAGAAACCAAUGGCAUCAAAAGACUUUCAGAGAGAGUAUGAAGUCACUUAUGUGUGUACUCUUAUCUUGGAAUUGUUUUAUUUUCCAGAACUAUCACUCUGGGGAUUGUUGAUAUGUGGAUUCUUGAUCUGGAUAGCUGUUAGAAAUUUAGAUCCUGUUUAUUCUAAUUAUCCUGAGUUAGGUUUGCAAUCAUCUGAAUCAUUAGACAUUUCUGUUAUGAACCCCCUUCGCCACAUCUUGAGUGAAAGAAAGUCAAGAAAGAUUGCUCUUUUCCUCUUGAUCAACACAGCAUACAUGGUUGUGGAAUUCAUUGCAGGGUUUAUGAGUAAUAGUCUUGGUUUGAUAUCAGACGCUAGUCACAUGUUGUUUGACUGUGCUGCCCUUGCCAUUGGACUAUAUGCAUCUUACAUAUCCCGGUUGCCAGCUAAUGUCCAGUUUAACUAUGGUCGAGGGCGGUUUGAGGUACUCUCUGGAUAUGUCAAUGCUGUUUUCUUGGUACUAGUUGGAGCUUUGAUUGUUCUUGAAUCAUUUGAGAGGAUUUUAGACCCUCAGGAGAUUUCUACUAACAGUCUGUUGACUGUGUCUGUUGGCGGGCUUCUUGUUAACGUGGUCGGCUUGAUUUUCUUUCAUGAGGAACAUCAUCAUGCCCAUGGUGGGUCUGGAUCAUGUGCACAUUCCCAUUCCCACCAUCAUUCACAUGAUGAUAAGGAAGACCACAGCACUGUUGUCCAACACUGCCAUGAGCAAUCAUGCUCUAGCCACGAUAACCAUGAAAACUUUGACUUAGGGCAUGUUUCGAUCUUGGAUAAUGAUAGGGAAAGGAGAGGAACUGGUGCAUGUUCCCAUUCCCACCAUCAUUUGCAUGAUGAUAAGGAAGAACACAUCACCGUUCUCCACCACUGCCAUGAGCAAUCAUGUUCUAGCCAUGAUAACCAUGUAAACAUUGACUUGGGAAUUAGUCAGGUUCCAAAUGGACCCUUAAAGAGUGCAGAAAAAGAGAAGCCUCACCAUCAUGACCACCACCACCACAUUGACCAUAACAUGGAAGGCAUAUUUUUGCACGUGCUAGCGGACACGAUGGGGAGUGUGGGGGUGGUUAUUUCAACACUAUUGAUUAAAUACAAAGGGUGGCUUGUUGCGGACCCCGCCUGCUCGAUAUUUAUAUCAAUAUUGAUAGUUUCUUCAGUUAUCCCGCUGCUGAGAAACUCAGCAGAAAUUCUGCUGCAACGAGUUCCCAGAGGUCAUGAGGGUCACUUGAAGGAAGCUAUAGGCAAUGUUAGGAAGAUGGAAGGUGUGUGCGGCAUCCAGAGCCUGCAUGUUUGGAGCUUCACAAACACUGACAUUGUUGGCACUGUCCACCUUCACGUCUCAAAUGACACCGACAAGAUUGCUGCAAAGAAUAAAGCAUCAGAUUUGUUACACGAUGCUGGUAUAAAAGACUUGACCAUCGAGGUUGAAUGCAUCAAAGGGUAGCUAAACAGAACUGUGUGUGUUUAAUGGAAACAUUCUUUGCUUCCACCAUCUCUAUUUAAGUCAGACAAAUAGGAUAAAAUAUGUUGUAGAAUUUUGUAAUCAAAGUGUAAUGAACAUGAAGUUAGUUGGAUUCUUCGAGACA